AUGGGUUCCCAGUACCGCGAAUACUGCUGCUGCUGCAUUCCUCAACGCUUCGUGGUGUUUGUGCUUAGCGGGAUCUACCUUCUCGCAAGCAUUGUCGUAGCCGGGUUCUCCUGGUUCGUGCUCUCACAAACCACCGACAACAUCGGCAGCAUCAGCCUCGAAGAUUUACACAACAGCAACUUCAACGACCUCACCCUCACCAGCACACAAAGAACAAUUCUAUAUGUCGUCGCGGGCGUGUACACCGCCAGCGUCAUCAUCUCGCUACUCGGAUUGAUUGGAGCAAUCGGCCGCAAGCGUCGCCUCGUGCAGAUCUUCUUCUACAUGCUUUUGCUGCAAUUGCUUGUCAGCAUGGCAGCCGGCGGUUACUACCUCUACGAGAUCUUCAAGGCCGACUCGUGUGACGAACUCAAACAGUUCAACACCGGCGAUGAGGACUUCCAAGUCAACUGCACCGGCUCAAUCAAGACGCUCCGCAUUGUCAGCUGCGUUUGCUUCGGUGUCAACUGGUUCUUCCAGAUCUGGAUGCUCCAUUCGGUCAACGAGUACGUUACUCAGCUCCGCAACGAGACCGCGUACGAGUCGGUUCCUGUCGGCGCGGCGGGUGUUCCCAUGCUCAAGCCCUACGGCUCCGACGCGUUCCACUACAACGAGGCGCCGUACGACCCCUACGGCAACAAGCAGCCCAACACCUCGCAGUACGCCUUCUCGACGCCGUACACCGCAAACGUGCACCACAACGCAUGA
Molecule: messenger RNA, 747 nt
Organism: Peniophora sp. CBMAI 1063
Lineage: Eukaryota; Fungi; Basidiomycota; Agaricomycetes; Russulales; Peniophoraceae
Source: the annotation of a GenBank genome assembly